ACGCCAUCCGCGUCGCACGUGCUGUCCCUUUCCGCUUCCGUCCUCCCUCCGCAGCUGUCAGAUCGCAAGCCCGAGGCCGAGCCCUAGCGCCGCCGCCGCCGCCCGCCUCCUGCCGCCGGUCCCAGCCCGACUCCGGUGGAACAGCGAGAGCCUUUGCGGAUCGGGAUCGCACCGCGGCGGCGGGACGACCGAUGGGCGAGGAGGCCAAGUACCUGGAGACGGCGCGGGCCGACCGCUCCGUCUGGCUCAUGAAGUGCCCCCCGGUCGUCUCCCGCGCCUGGCAGGCCGCCUCCGCCUCGUCCUCCUCCGACGCCGCCAACCCCAACCCCGUCGUCGCCAAGGUCGUCCUCUCCCUGGACCUGCUCAGCACCGAAGAGCCUUCCCUCCAGGCAACCGAAGAGCCUUCCCUCCAGUUCAAGAUGGAGUUGGCUCAAACUAAUAAUGCUGGCAAUACACCUAAAAGCUACUCUUUGAAUAUGUUCCAAGAUUUCGUGCCUAUGUGUGUUUUCUCUGAAUCGAACCAAGGGAAACUUUCGUGCGAAGGAAAAGUCGAGCAUAAAUUCGACAUGGAACCUCACAGUGAUAAUUUGGUGAACUAUGGAAAGUUAUGCCGUGAAAGGACACAAAAAUAUAUGGUUAAAUCUAGACAAGUGCAGGUACUUGACAAUGACCAUGGAAUGAGCAUGAGACCACUGCCUGGCAUGGUUGGUCUAAUACCUUCUGGUUCAAAGGAGAAGAAGAAGCCAACACCAACCAAACCAUCUGAUGUGAAAAGAACUCGUAGGGAUCGCACGGAAAUGGAAAAUAUUAUAUUCAAGCUUUUUGAAAGGCAGCCUAAUUGGGCACUAAAGGCGCUAGUGCAAGAAACUGACCAGCCAGAGCAAUUCCUGAAGGAGAUACUGAAUGAUCUCUGCGUAUACAACAAACGAGGACCGAACCAGGGGACGCAUGAGCUCAAGCCAGAAUACAAGAAGUCCACCGGCGACACUGAUGCUGCUUGAAGAUGCCAGUCCAUCUUAUAUGUUGUUGCAUGAGUGAAAGAUACUGAUCACCUGUUGGCCUGACGUGCGGAAUCAUUAGUUCUCUGUUGGUAAAUCAGGCUACAUGUAAACAUGAUAUCAUUCAGUUUCAUUUGUGUGCUUUGAGAGGCAUUGUUUGUAAGGAAUUUAUAAGCUGGAUAUAAAUUGUUUACAGAAAGGAAAAAAAGAACUGAAACUACAUGUAACAGUCUGAAUUACUGGAUGGACAGUCUAAAUGAUGAGUAACCAUGUCUCAGAGACUUGAGCGACUUUAAA
This is a messenger RNA of Setaria italica (foxtail millet), 1295 nucleotides long. RefSeq names its product general transcription factor IIF subunit 2. The coding region runs from base 192 to 1001 and encodes 269 amino acids. NCBI's taxonomy places the organism in Eukaryota, Viridiplantae, Streptophyta, Magnoliopsida, Poales, Poaceae. The transcript is spliced from 6 exons. Gene Ontology annotation, cellular component: transcription factor TFIIF complex. The record is from RefSeq and is a predicted model, not a curated record. Gene Ontology annotation, biological process: transcription initiation at RNA polymerase II promoter; transcription by RNA polymerase II.